GUGAACCACCACUCCCGGCCAAGAACAGUUAUUUUAGAAAAGAUGAAACCUUAGGCCAAGAUCUGAUGGACAAGUAGAAGUUAAACUUCUGGCACUGGCAUUCUUUGGCUGUCCCUAUAGUAAUUAGUCCCUAAUAGAUAUAGAGGACCAAGGUUAUGCUCUAAUGGGAGACAGAAAUAAUAAGCCUAAUUUCAUAUUAGGAAGAUAACUAGCCGAUGGUGUGAACCAAAGGGAAUAAAUAGAGGUAAGAGGCAGAGGGACCAGCAGGAUAUCUGCUGGAUUACAAAGGCCAGAAAGCCAGGGAUCCUGCCUGCCAUACUGUAUUACAGUCCCUAUUACUAGUAGUAUGAGCAAUCCAUGUGCAAACAGUUGUGACAGAGCAGUAAGAACCAUUAACAUAUUCCACUGAAUGUAACAUGGCAUCUAUUUUAAGACAUUGUUAUGUACUAAGAGAAAACUUGCCAGUUAAAUCAUGACACUAAUUGUGGAUCCUUCUACAGCUGAAAAAAUAGGAAUGAGGGAAUGGACUUAGGGAAACACCACUAUCCCCAGAGUGAUUUGAUCAUGCAAAAGCUGUGGAUGUUUCCAGAGACGCAUAUUGCUAGGAAGAGCUUUUCAGUCAGGAGAAAGACAUGACUUCCUGGCAGAAUGCCAAGAAGGGCAGACUGCCUCCUCUCCCAGGUGUUCUCUGGAACACACUCUACUAAAUGACCAAUGAUAGAGUCAGUGGUAAGGGCCCAGCUAGCCUAGGAAGCAGCUGUUUUUGCCUUUUUAUUAAUAUAGGCAGAGAAAACAAGAUGCAAUGUUAAGAGAUUUGCCCAAGUUUAUGCAAUGAGUUAGUACAGACUUUGUGACACUUUUUCAAGCCAGUGGCUCCUCCCAAAGGUGGCCAAAGUUUCCCCACCCAUUUUCCUGACCUGCCCAGGCCUGUGGUUGCUGCCCAGGGAGCUAAGUAAGGCUCCUCCCCAAACAUAAACUUGAAGCUCUCCUAGACCUAGUAGACUUGGCCUUACCUCUCUGCCUCUGGCUUUCUGUCUCUUUCAUCUUCCUCCGCCUUUCCCCGGCUCUCUGUCCCUUUUUCUGCAGGUCUCAGCUGGUGUCUGGAAACAGCUCCCAUCCCAUGGACUCCCACUCCGGGGAGCCAGGACUCCUGCCCUGUGAGACCUGUGACAUGGCUUUCCGCUCCUCGGCCCUGUUAGCCACCCAUACUCAGCGCUUCUGCAUUGGCCGCGUGACUGAGGAGAUGACAUUUGGAGCACAGCCCUCAGUAGCCCCUGAACCACAGGGAGCGGCGGUUGUGCCACAAGAAAUCCGGGGCUUCCAAGAAGAGCAGGCCAGUAAAUCUGCGCUGAAGGGGUUAACAGAGGAGGUACACUCACCUGCCUCUCCCCGCGGCUCGAAACGUCCCCAAACCUGUAGAUCGUACUUGGAACACACAGAGAUCGCAGACCACUGCUACCUCCAGGUGCAGCGGCUGCGGCUGUCCCUACAGGAAAUGCGACCCUGGAUAACAGAGGCCCCCUGGGGGUCCGCAGCGCUCUGGAGACGUUCAGAGGAGCCGCCUCAGGGCCCCACCUGCGAGGCUGCGGCGGCCCCGGGCGAGCGGCUGCGGGCGCUGCAGGCGACUCGCGCAAGGCGCGUGGCGGAGACUGAAGCACAGAGCCGGGCCCUGGAGCGCCGCGGCCAGGAACUGAGCCGGUGCCUCCAAGGUGUAGCUCGGACGCGGGGCGGGAUAUCCCGCCUAUUCGGCUUGGAGCGGGAGCUUCGAGAACUCCGGGCAGAGGCGGGACGGACACGGGGAGCUCUAGAGGUGUUAGGGGCGCGCGUUCAAGAGCUACAGCCAGAGCUAGGGACACGACUGAACUCCUGGCAGGAGGCGGAACUCUGUUGUCCGGUGCUACAGGCCAAACCAGCGACUCUGGCUGCCGAAAUCGGGGCCCUGCGCGAGGCCUAUAUUCGAGGCGGGGGUCGGGACCCGGGUGUUCUGGGACAGAUGUGGCAGUUGCAAGUGGAGGCAUCAGCACUGGAGAUGCAACGGUCGUGGACCCGCAGGGGAAGGACAGGAGCCAAAUCAGAGGAACUUCUAAUAGUGGAAGCCGAAAACCAGCGCCUGGAGGCCGAAAUCCUGGCCUUGCAGAUGCAGAGGGGCCCUGGCCGGGCGCCCUGGGGGCCGAGGGAGCCGCGACCCCUGGCGGGUCCCAACCUACGACUGAAGGGGAGGAGAGAUCCCCUACUCUUCCCGCCGCCAGUGGCGCCGCCGCUGCCACCACUUCCAGGCUCCACAGACCUUCAGUUCUUGGGUGGCUUGGGAAAGGCUUCACAGCUUCCUGGAACAAUGACCAGGAACCUGGGCCUGAACCCACAUUUCCUCCUGCCCACAUCUGACGUGCUGGGUCCUGCACCCUACGACCCUGGGGCUGGCCUGGUCAUUUUCUAUGACUUCCUGCGGGGCCUAGAGUCUUCUUGGACUUGGGUGCAGCUAAUGACUGGCUUGGCACGAGACAGCCAGGAUACAGGAGGGACCACAGCAUUGCCCCCAGCCCUUUGCUUGCCCCCACCUCCAGCUCCUGGGCCCGUGGGCAACUGUGCCAUCCUUGCCAGCAGGCAGCCUGUGCCCAGACUGCUACCUUCACCACCAGUAUCCCUGGUCUGUGAACUACAGGCCUGGCAGGGACUGGCAUGGCCUAGGGCACCACAGCCAAAGGCUUGGGCUUCACUUGUGCUAUUUGACCAAGAUCAGCGGGUCCUAAGUGGCUACUGGCGCCUCCCACUUCGGGCUCAUCCUCCAGACCCUAGCCUUAGCCUUGGACAGAUGAAUGGGAUACCCCAGGCAGGUCAGGCUGAGCUUUUCCUGCGGCUGGUGAAUGCAAGAGAUGCAGUUGUCCAGACACUGGCAGAGAUCAAUCCAGCAAGUGCCCACGAGUACCAAUACCCACCUCUGGUGUCCAGCUCAUCUUCACUGGGUGACAACUCCCUCAACCCCACAGCUGGCUUUGCUGAUCCCCCACCUCCAGCAGAAGAGUCUCUCAGUGGAGUCAAGGAUAGAGAAGAGGCUUUGGGCACUCGCCUCAGCUUUAACACGCCCCCAAUGAGUUUCUAAACCCAGGUGAACGUGGGUGUGAGCAUGUGCAGGACUAGGGCCUAGCACGGAGGCCUGUUCCCAGGCCUGCAGCUUUACCACUGUGUUCUGACACAGAGCCUGGAAGCAAACAGCGGUUAUGAGUACAAAACAGAAGCUCCAACCACAGCUUUACCACUUCACAAGUACUUGUAGUACCUGUUCUGCUUUUGUAAAAUAGAUGCGAGAACUAAAUGGGUAUGUCAGGUAUUUACAAUAUGGCACUUAUAAAGUCGUCCGAAAAGUGACUGGGGGCAUCCUUUAAUUCCAACUAAAGGAUAAAGUAAUUCCUACUUGGCUUUUUGCUAAAGCCAAUUUUAUUCGUAGAUUUCAUCCAAAUUCUUGUUUGCUGAGUACCUCUUCCAGGAAACCCAAGCUCUCAAGGUUCCAUAACCAGGAAGCUUCUGCAGCCUUAUAUAUAAUCUAAAUCUAAAUAGAUUCCAGGAUAGGGCUGCAGCCUAAUGUUUUUCCUCCCCACACCCACAAGCACGGGGUCCCAUGUGAGAUCUAGCUGAAAUUAGACACUGAGCCUAGCCCCUGAUCCCACUGUCAACCAAAGGAUGUCAAGACUAUCAUGACUGUCCUGACCAACAAAGAAGAAAAAAAAAAAAAAAAAAGCCUCAGGACCUGGAACAUUCACUGCAAAAGCAUCUUCAGGAAGAAAGUUCAAAGC
Molecule: messenger RNA, 3791 nt
Organism: Microcebus murinus (gray mouse lemur)
Lineage: Eukaryota; Metazoa; Chordata; Mammalia; Primates; Cheirogaleidae
Gene: CCDC17
Product: coiled-coil domain containing 17
Source: RefSeq, a predicted model, not a curated record